UGGACGGGAAGUAGUUCUCGAGCUGCCAGAGGAAAACAAAACAAUGCGUACAAGUCCAACCUAGGAGUCGAGGAUUGCGAAAGUGAAGGGAAAAAUGUCGCCCAUUCCGUCCUUUAAUUAUAUAUAUUAUCGACUUUUAUUUUAGCGUUAUAUUAUGUCGACUGUCAGCGAAUUGUCUGUUAUUUUGCGAGCAGAACUAGCCGCCAAGCUAAUGUGGACAGCGGCCUAACAAGAUAAACACACAUUAACCUGCUCCGGCUGUUAGUGUGGAAUAAAGCUGCUCUCGUUUGGGGUGCUUUUAAAAAUGUCGUCUUUUAUGUAGACGUUCGCUGGACUGUCACACAACCAGGUGGAAGUACGUUAGAGCAAUAUGAGUUGGUUCAACGCGUCACAUCUGUCGAGUUUUGCCAAACAAGCUUUGACAACUGCUCAGAAAUCUAUCGACAGGGUCCUGGACAUUAAAGAAGAGGAGUGGGGUGACACUACCGGACAGAACUUCCCUGAUCCACCAGGCAAGCCAGCACCUACGGGAUGGGGAAUGAACCAGUGGAACUCUCCUACUGAGGAACAAACCACGAGUCCCCCUCCAUCUUCUGAGGCCAUCACUACGCCUGUCACACGAACAGUGGUUGAUGAAUCUGAGGAUUUCUUCAGUGCCUUUUUGCCUCCUGGGGAUGUACAAGCUGUAAGCAACACUAAAGUAGUGUCUGUGGCACCUGCCAAGUCGAACCGCAGACUACGGGAAAAAGCAGACAAGGAGAAGGAGUUGGUGGACAAUGACUCACAAUGUCAGGCAGAGCUCAGUAAAAGCAUCAGCCAGGAAACAACUGAGAUAAAGCCAGCUGGGACAGAGCUUUUAGAGCAGAAUUUAUCCACUGUGGAAGAGCAGAUGCAACCAGAACUGGUUAUUCCUGCUUCAGUUGUUGCACCAGAACAAGCUGUAGAACUGGAGGCGAUCGAGGACCAAACAGAGUCAGAUGGUUUGGUUAUAACUUCAGACGUUCCACUCACAAAUGUACCUUCAUCUUCCUCAGAGGGUGAAUCUGUUGAUUCGUUUGAUCCACCUUUGAACGUCGAGACCAAAAAUCCAGACAAGACCCUGCCUGUCCCUCCUAAAGAAAUCCUUUUAGAAUCCAAAGAUGCUAAAUCAGAGGACCGACAAAGUGACACCCCGUCUCCUCCUGUUAGUGCCUUUUCUUCUGGAACUUCCACUACCAGCGACAUCGAGGUUUUGGACCAUGAGAGUGUGCUAAGCGAGAGCUCGGCCAGCUCCAGACAGGAAACAGCAGAAGCUAAAGCAGGUCUGCACCUGAUGCAAGGCUCAUUCCAGCUUCUCUCCGCUUCAACAUGCAGCGACUUCCCUCGUCUGGAUGAAUACCCCAAACUCACUGAAAGCUGCGGCUCCUCGUCUGAUGCUUUCGAGCGCAUUGACUCGUUUAGCGUGCAGUCGCUGGACAGCCGCAGUGUCAGCGAAGUGAAUUCUGAUGAUGAGAUCCCAGGGAACCGUACAUUGGCCUCCAUCACAGCUGGACCUUUGCCCGCUCCUGCUCAGUCUGUGCCACAGACCAAACAGGAGGAACAGGAGGUUAUGAUUGAGUCAAUGAAUGACCAAUCGCUGGAUGAUAAUGAGAUGGAGGAAAGUGGCCGCAGUGCAACGCCUGUGAACUGUGAGCAGGUAGAUGAGUUACAGGAAGUCGACCAGGAACCUGAACCUGACCUCACAAUGUCCAGUCAAAAAAUCGAUGAACAUGAAACUGGAACACCACUGAGUACUGAAGAAAAGCCUAGAGAUUCACCCUUCCAGAUUUCAGAGCUCCAAAAGAUUAUCGAGGAGCUUUCUGGCAGGUUAGAGAAGAGAGAAUCACAGUUGCUUGUGGUCAGUAAAGACAAGGCCAGGCUUGAGGAGGAGUGUGACAAUCUCAAAGAUGAGAUGAUCAGCUUGAAGGAAGAAAGCUCUUCUGUACAGUCUUUAAAAGAUGAGUUUACCCAGCGCAUUGCUGAUGCAGAGAGGAAAGCUCAACUCUCUUGCAAAGAGAGAGACAUCGCAAAAAAGGAAAUUAAAGGCCUCAGAGAAGAACUGGCUAGCAGGUUAAACUCAAAUGAAACUUUGGAACUGAUUAAAGAGAAAGAAGAACAGAUUCGAGAGCUUCUUGAAGAAGGUGAGAAACUGUCCAAGCAGCAGUUGCAGCACUCCAACAUCAUAAAGAAACUGCGUUUGAAAGAGAGGGAGAGUGAUGCACAGAUCACCAAACAGACCAAAAAACUGAAGGAACAGGAAGAAGAACUGAAACUCUUGCAGCAGGUUAUGGAUGGAAAGGAGGAAAUAGAAAAGCAGCACAGAGAGAACAUCAAGAAGCUAAAUGCUGUGGUGGAGCGGCAGGAGAAGGAACUGAGUAAACUGCAGACAAGCAGCGAGGAGCUUCAGGAAAAGAGCCGCAGCCUGCAAGCAGCUCUCGACAGCUCCUACAAGGAGUUGGCUGAGCUCCACAAGGCCAACGCCUCUAAAGACAGUGAAGCGCAGGAGCUUGCACUGAGCAGAGAGGUGCAGGCUAAAGAAGAGCUGAGUUUGGCUUUGGAGAAAGUCCAAGAAGAUUCCCGCCUGCAACAAGAGGCACUGGCUAAUCAGGUGGCUGAUCUGAGGGUGGCUCUACAGAGGGCUGAACAGCAGCAGGCUAAGAAGGAAGAUUACUUGAGGGAGGAGAUCAGUGAGUUACAGCAGAGGAUACAAGAAGCUGAGACCAGAAACCAGGAGUUGAGUCAAAGUGUAACAUCAGCAACACGGCCGCUCCUUCGACAGAUAGAGAACCUUCAGGCCACCCUUGGGGCUCAGACAGCAUCAUGGGAAAAACUAGAGAAGAACCUUUCUGACCGUUUAGCUGAUGCGCAGGCUCAGCUUGCUGUUUCAGUAGAGAAAGAGCGUUCAGCUACAGAAGAAUUGCUAGCCAUGCGAGCACAGAUAACAUCUUUUGAGUCCCAGGCCUCUUUGUUGAGGCAGGAGAAGGGGCGUCUGCAGGGACAGCUGGAUGCAGAGAGGAUGAGGAGGGAAAAACUGGAGGAUGACUUAAGCAGGGAACGUGUAGAGCUGGAGAAUCUUAAAGGGGAAUAUGCUCGAGUAUCAGAAGACUCCAAGAAGGAGAAGUUGCUUCUCACCAACCAACUCGAAAUGGAGAAAAUGAAGGUGGAACAGGAGAAGAAGAAAUGCUACCUUGCACAAGAGGCCCUCAAAGAGAAGGAGAGGAAGUCUCUCAGUCUGUCUGUGACUGAUGCUCCAGCAUCCUCCACUCCUUCACUGUCCCGCUCCAGUUCUGUUAGUGGAGCUGAUCAUGCUGGAUUACCUUCCUCCUUUUUCUCACAGCAGGAGGACUCGCUGGACCAUUCUUUCAGCACUAUGACCAUGUCCAUCAGCGGGACUAACCUGUAUGAAGCGGCUCGUCUGGGUGGUGGAUCCAGUGUCCUUGAGAGCCUACAGUCUCAGCUCAAGCUUAGAGAGGGCGAAAUCGCACAGCUGCAGAUGGAGAUUGCUAGUCUAGAGAGAAGUCGCACUGUGAUAUCAGAGGAGCUGGUCCGAUUGACCAAUGAGAACGACGAGAUGGAGAGUAAAGUGAAGGAAAUCCCUAAACUGAAAGUGCAACUGAAGGAUCUUGAACAAAGGCACAACACAAUCCUGCAGAUGUAUGGCGAGAAGGCAGAGGAGGCCGAAGAGCUGCGUCUGGACCUUGAGGAUGUGAAGAACAUGUACAAAUUACAAAUAGAUGAACUGCUGAAAAACCAGAAACAAUGAACUCUGCACAUGGACUUGCACACUGACUGUAAACAGAGCUUUGCAGUGGAAGGCGUAACUGUGCUUCUCAUCUCCGAGCGUUGGUAAUAAAAGACCAAGUAAUUUAAAUGCAUUUCUUUUUUCUGAGAAAAGAGUUUGUUCAGCAUAUUUCAAGGGUCGUCGAUAGUUAUUUAAGAUGUGAUUCCUCUCACGGUUGUGGGAUUUUACUUUUAAAAGAUUUCGCUCUCAGUUAAAGGGAUAGAUUAUUUAAAAAAAUGAAAUGUCUGUCAUCAUUUACUCACUCUCUAGUGCUUCUUUCUUCUGUUAAGCAUUAAAGAAGAUGUUUUGAAGAAUGUUUGAAACUGGCAGCCAUUGACUUCCACUGUAUUUUUUCCAUUUAUUGAACUCAAUGGCUACCGGGUGGCUUCCAACAUUCUUCAAAGUAUCUUCAUUUGUGUUUUACAGAAAACAGAAUAAAUGAGUGAAUACAUUUUCAUUUUGGGUGAACUAUCACUUUAAUAACCCUGUUUGGUUUAAGAAAUGACAUCACUUUCAGUGUAUUGGUGUUUAGUUGUGGUGGGGUUUUUUUUAACACUUGAAUUUGCACAGUGAAGUAAGAAUUCAGACUUCAUGCGUUUGGAUUAUGAUCAUCAUAACUGAAUUGCUAAAUCGAUCUUCAUCCUCUGGGCAGGUGGUUUACUGCAGGUGGUUUACUGUUGAAGUGUCUUCUGACAUUGUGAAAUAAUGUAAACCUGUUGUUUUAGUUGAUUCCAGGGUACCGCACAUCCUUCAACAUGCUCAAGUUAGUCCAGCUCAAGUUAUACAUUAAGAUUUGCACUCAUUUUAACCUCAUCUCUCACUGAAUGAGUUUUAGUGAUGAGGAGAUCCAGGAAAAUCUUUUACUGUCAUAUACUCAGAGAUCGUAACUCUGUGAUGUCACUGUAAGAUACCUUUCCUGUGUAUCUGCAGUUUUAUGCACACAUGUAAAUAAAGUAAGAAAUAUC
This is a messenger RNA of Danio aesculapii, 4764 nucleotides long. It is a transcript of the gene tmf1, whose product is annotated as TATA element modulatory factor 1. The transcript is spliced from 17 exons. Gene Ontology annotation, cellular component: endoplasmic reticulum; Golgi apparatus. Lineage: Eukaryota; Metazoa; Chordata; Actinopteri; Cypriniformes; Danionidae. Bases 371 to 3781 code for a protein of 1136 amino acids. The record is from RefSeq and is a predicted model, not a curated record.